Molecule: messenger RNA, 3535 nt
Organism: Nyctereutes procyonoides (raccoon dog)
Lineage: Eukaryota; Metazoa; Chordata; Mammalia; Carnivora; Canidae
Gene: JAM3
Product: junctional adhesion molecule 3
Exons: 9
Coding region: 35-967 (310 amino acids)
Biological process (GO): cell adhesion; angiogenesis
Molecular function (GO): protein heterodimerization activity; protein homodimerization activity
Source: RefSeq, a predicted model, not a curated record
CGCGGCGAGCCCGUGGCCCCUCAGCUCCCGCGACAUGGCGCUCAGGCGGCGGCCGGCGGGUUGGCUCUGCGCGCGGCUGCCCGGCCUCGUCCUCCUGCUGCUGCUCAGGGGUUGCUUGACCGGGGCCGUGAAUCUCAAGUCCAGCAACCGGACCCCAGUGGUCCAGGAGUUUGAAAGUGUGGAACUAUCCUGUAUCAUUACGGAUUCACAGACGACUGACCCCAGGAUUGAAUGGAAGAAAAUUCAAGAUGACCAAACCACAUAUGUGUUUUUUGACAACAGAAUUCAGGGAGAUUUGGCAGGUCGUGCAGAACUAUUGGGGAAGACCUCCCUCAGGAUCUGGAACGUGACCCGGACAGAUUCAGCCCUUUAUCGCUGUGAGGUGGUUGCUCGAAACGACCGCAAAGAAAUUGAUGAGAUUGUCAUUGAGUUAACUGUACAAGUGAAGCCAGUAUCUCCUGUAUGCAGAGUCCCGAAGGCUGUCCCUGUGGGCAAGACGGCCACGCUGCACUGCCAGGAGAGCGAGGGCUACCCCCGGCCCCACUACAGCUGGUACCGCAAUGAUGUGCCGCUGCCCACAGAUUCCAGAGCCAAUCCCAGAUUUCGAAACUCCUCUUUUCUCUUAAACUCUGAAACAGGCACUCUGGUUUUCAGUGCUGUUCACAAGGACGACUCUGGGCAGUAUUACUGCAUCGCUUCCAAUGACGCAGGCUCGGCCAGAUGUGAGGAGCAGCAGAUGGAAGUCUAUGACCUGAACAUUGGCGGCAUCGUUGGCGGGAUCCUGGUGGUUUUUGCCGUCCUGGCCCUGAUAACGGUGGGCAUCUGCUGCGCAUACAGACGGGGUUACUUCGUCAAUAAUAAACAGAAUGGCGAAAGUUACAAGAAUCCAGGGAAGCCAGAUGGCGUGAACUAUAUCAGGACAGAUGAGGAGGGCGACUUCAGACACAAGUCAUCAUUUGUCAUCUGACUGUGACGGUGUGGCUGGGGGAGCACAUGCAAAUACCUCUACCAGAACCUCCUGGCAAGAGCGGCCCGGGAGCCAAGUGCACCCGGACAGAGCUAGACACUUGCGCAAAAGCUUUUUGUUUUGGCCAAAGUUGACCGCUACUCCUUUCUUACUUUUUUAACAAGCCACAUGAAUAAAAGAAUUUUCCUCGAGAUGGGCACGGUCAUCACAAGGAAAAAACUGCAUUUCCCUGAGGCUGACUCCCCAUCUGUUUCUGGCCUCGCUCUUACCUGCGUGUUGGGGUGAUUGGGAAGCUCUCCCUCACAGGCUGGGCUGCGCACCGCGGGCCUGUGAAGCCAGUUUGCCACUCACCUCCAUCAGCCAGGGGGAGUCCGUAUGUGGGACGACAGCCACGGGGCGCCGGCGUGGCAGGGCUGGGAGCACCACCCCCUGCGACACCCUCUGAUGGCAGUUUGACCCAGUGAAUCCAGAACAGAGGCAUUUGAUGCGAUGAUCUUGUUUUACAGCGGCCCACGCACAGCACUGCACUGAUCCUUGAAGGUUUUGUUGAUCAGUAUUCUAGCAUCCAUCUUGGAAAAUCUCUCUGCAUCAGGAUAUUAUAAAAGCAGCCCAACUGGGAAGGUAGAUUGCUUGUUGGAAGAAGGGAUCUUCUCACCUGUAGGAACCCUGUUUGUCCGGGGUGGGGUGAGGCAAUGUUUCAGUAUUUACAGAAAACCAUCUUCGGUGAAAUCUGAAAUGGUACUGAAAUAACGUUCUGCUUUUCUAUGGGUGUUAAUUUUAUAAAAUUUUACAUUCUAAAUUUUUGCUAAAGAUGUAUUUUGGUUAUUGAAAAGGAAAUUUCUAUUUAAACUGUAAAUAUGUUGUCAUACAGUGUUUAAUAACCUAUUUUUUUAAAAAAAUUUCAACGUAAGGUAGUAAUUUUCAAGCUACUAGUGUUAAAUUGGAAAACACCAGUAAUUAAAAAGUAUCUUAACCCACCAAAUCCUCUUGAGGCUUACUGGAACAUUCCUUUUUCCCACAUAAGCUUCAGCAUUUUUCACAGGAGAACUUAGUCUAUACACCAGACCAGUGUUACUUAGAAAACCUUUAAAACAAUUCCAGUUGAAUAAUGUCAAGAUCUGUUUGGAUUUCUGUGAAAGAAACGGAAGGAGCUUCAGGUUGGCUUUGACCGGCCUCUUCUUAGAACACUCAAACUGCCCGUGCCCCGAGGGCGCCCAGAAGUGCUCGCAUUAGGAGCCAUGUCACUAGGCCCCCGAGCCCCGCGCCCUACGCUGUCGGUGCUGGCUGCUAACUCUGAAGGCCGGCCGGACCGUGCGCUGCACCCUUACUGGCCUGAGAGCGGCCGUGCGCGCGUCAGCUUUACGGUGUUGGCUAAGGCGGGCGCUCCAGCAAGGGCGGUGUCCUCCCUGUGUCCUCCCGGCAUCCUCGGGACAGAGCUGUGGUUGUGGAUGGCUCAUGAGACGAAGCAGCCACCGCUAUUUUCCUCUUACUCGUGUAGCUCAGAAGACUGUCCGGGGCCAAAGGCAGUGCUGAAAACCACAACCAUGUUUUUUAAGAGAGUGAAUUCCCCGGUUCUCUUUGCCACGAAGCAAGCACGGGAGGCACCACAGGUUGCUUCUCACCUCACGAUAAACCAUGCCGUGCUGGUGGCGAGGCCAGGCCCCGGAAGCGUCAGGCAGUGCAGGCAGGGCAGAGCGCCCGAUGGCAAGGAAAGCAAAACGCCUCAAUCAAAGGCCAUGUUCUGAUUUUUAAAGAAAGUCCUUACCUCCCCAAGACACUGCUGCUCACUGUGCUCACUGGGGGGACUCAGCAGCCUCCCUCAGAAGCCUUUGCUCUUCAAGAGCAGAUGUUCUUCGCCUCAGAUAUGUUGAUGACGUGCAGCGGUCUGAAGCAGCAGCUUCUCCGUGCCUCAGGCUCCACUGUGUGCUUCAAGGAUUGGUUUUAUGUAGAAGGAUGUCGUCCUCUUGGGAUUCAACUUCCAGUGUCUUUAUUUUUUAUACUUCAAGGUUUUUGUUUUGUUUUGUUUUUAAUUGAAUACUUGAGACUUAUGUUGAUUUUUCUUCUUUAAGUUCUGUGAAUACUCUGCCACGGGGUGUUUGGCAGCAGUGGGCAACUCUUCAUAACUGCUUAAUGGAACUCCUGUCCUUUUGCAGUGGUGUCUUGACUGCUUACACUUGAGACUGUCCCUCUGUGUUCACCCCUCUUGGUAGGAAGGGAUAGUGUCCCUGUUCUCUAGUUGUUGGGGAGCAACCCUGGCUGCCAUCCUGGUAGGACAGCCUUACCGCCUCCCUUACGACCUAACCCCUCCUAUCCUAGUGCCGUGGGAACAGGGUCUACGGAGAGAAGGGGGUACGGAGUCUGGGAAGUAGUUGCCUAAAAGUAGACAGAAAAGGAACAUUCGUGUGUUUCUAAGAUGUGAAUGUGACUGAAGACUCGAAGCCUCCACAAGGCUCUUGUGGCCUCUGGUGUGGCUGUGGCUGUACAUAGACGUUGCAGACUUGUACUAACACACCUAUAAGUUGGUAUUUGUUAAACCUCAUUUAUAAAAGCUUUUAAAAAAAAAAUCAA